Molecule: messenger RNA, 1134 nt
Organism: Onychomys torridus (southern grasshopper mouse)
Lineage: Eukaryota; Metazoa; Chordata; Mammalia; Rodentia; Cricetidae
Gene: Fut1
Product: fucosyltransferase 1 (H blood group)
Exons: 1
Coding region: 1-1134 (377 amino acids)
Biological process (GO): carbohydrate metabolic process
Cellular component (GO): membrane
Molecular function (GO): galactoside 2-alpha-L-fucosyltransferase activity
Source: RefSeq, a predicted model, not a curated record
AUGUGGACCCCCAGCCGGAGGCAGCUGUGCCUGGUCUUCUUGCUGGUCUGUGUGCUCUCCACCGGCUCCUUCUUUUUCCACCUGCAUGGAAGAAACUUCUUUCGAAAUGAGCUAACUCUCUCUCUCCUGUGUCCAGACUACCACCUGCUGAAGUCCCCAGUGGCCAUGGUAUGCCUGCCCCGCCCAUUGCAAACAGUCAAUGCCUCCCCUUCCUGUCCCGGACAAUUCUCCUCACUCUCUGGGACUUGGACCAUCUCCCCAGGAGGCAGGUUCGGUAACCAGAUGGGGCAGUAUGCCACAUUGCUGGCCCUGGCCCAGCUCAAUGGCCGCCAAGCUUUCAUCCAUCCUGAGAUGCAUGCCACCCUGGCCCCAGUGUUCCGCAUCUCCCUGCCCGUGCUAGACCCUGAGGUGGACAGCCUCACGCCUUGGCAGCAUUUAGUCUUGCAUGACUGGAUGUCAGAGGAGUACUCCCACCUGGAGGACCCCUUCCUCAAGCUGUCCGGCUUCCCUUGCUCUUGGACCUUUUUCCACCACCUCCGGGAACAGAUCCGCAGGGAGUUCACCCUGCAUGACCACCUUCGGGAGGGCGCCCAGCACCUGCUGAGCGGGCUCCGUCUGGGCCCCUCGGGCAUCCGCCCUCACACCUUUGUGGGUGUCCAUGUGCGUCGUGGGGACUAUCUGGAAGUCAUGCCCAAUCGUUGGAAAGGUGUAGUGGGUGACCAAGCUUACCUGCAGCAAGCCAUGGACUGGUUCCGGGCCCGACACAAAGACCCCAUCUUUGUCGUCACCAGCAAUGGCAUGAAAUGGUGUUUGGAGAAUAUUGACACAGCCCACGGUGAUGUGGUCUUCGCUGGCAAUGGACAAGAGAGUACACCGGGGAAAGAUUUUGCGCUGCUUACACAAUGUAACCACACCAUCAUGACUAUUGGUACCUUUGGCUUCUGGGCCGCCUAUUUAGCUGGUGGAGACACUGUCUACCUCGCCAACUUCACCCUGCCAGACUCAGAAUUUCUGAAGAUCUUCAGGCCUGAGGCAGCCUUCCUUCCCGAGUGGGUGGGCAUUAAUGCAGACCUGUCCCCACUUCAGGCUCAGGUUGACCCUUGGGAGCUAGACAGUCUUUUAAGAUUGGUUUGA